Messenger RNA from Acromyrmex echinatior (Panamanian leafcutter ant), 957 nucleotides. RefSeq lists its product as hypothetical. NCBI's taxonomy places the organism in Eukaryota, Metazoa, Arthropoda, Insecta, Hymenoptera, Formicidae. The record is from RefSeq and is a predicted model, not a curated record.
AAAAAUAGUAAAAAGCAAGAAACAGGAAACAAAAGCACAUUGAAGAAUAGGCUUAACGCCUAUAUAGGCUUGUAGCGCGCGAUGUUUAUUUAUGCGAGGUCUCUGCGCUGUUAUUUGUACAGCGAACUAUCGGCACCGAACCGAAGUUCGAGCGAGCGAAUCGUGGCACUUAGUCUGACGAAAGUUCAGUUGGAUCAAAAGAACAGGGACGUUUAGAAUUGUACGAGUGAGCUAAAAGUAUUGAUAGAAAACACAUCGCCGAACUCGAUCAAGAAAUGGAUGAAUUGGCGGACAUUAUUCGUGAAUACGAGACGGAAAAUGAGGAGUUUGAAAAUCUGUUCUACUUGUGUUGCACCGAAGUUGACGAGAUACGAGACGAGAUCAAAGUUGUCAAGGAAAAUCAAAAACAUUUGCCGUCUAUACAGAAGGUGAUAUAUCGGCCUAUAUCGGCCUGUGAUUCGUCUGAAAAGUCUUACGAUAACAAAUGUAUUUGCUCGACAUUGAAAGAAGAAAUAUGGAAGUUGCGAAUGGAGAUUAUAUCGAAGAAUAAAAGGAUUCAGGCGCUGGAGCUGCAAAUACAUAGCAGAAAUGCCCUUCAUAAGAUUUGUAAAAAGCGAUUGCAACAACUAUCGAGGGCACACAGCUAUAAAAUUAGCAAGCUAAAAGCGGAAAUUGAGCAAAUACAAAUGGCUAUGUUGUGUAUAAAGGCGAAAGAAUGUGAGGACAAGAUGAUUUAUGAAAUUGAAGAAGGAGAAUCAGAUCUUGAGGAAUGUAAUUUAAUUUCACCUAAAAAGGAAAUCAAGGAAGAGAUACAAGAUAUUAGAAAUAAAUUGUUGCUUUCCUUAAAUUUACGGGAACAUGCCAUAUAAUGAUUAAAUUAUUAUUGGUUUUGAUGAUAAUAGUUUUACAUAUUUUUGUAACGCAGAAGAAGACUGCGAGCUCCAUUAUUUAUUUUGU